GCUACUCUUUUCUUUUUUCUUUUUUUGUCCUAACUAUACUAAUCUUAUACAUAUACACAUAUUCAUUAUUUUAAAUCUAUAUAUACACAUACAAGCACAUAAAUGUCUGCUAGAAUUAUUGCACAAAUUGUUGUCUCAUUAGGUUCUGUUGUGACCAGAGCAUUCGUUGCAGCCUAUAAACAAGCCGCAGCAAAUGCUGCAAAGAAUGGAGGAGCAGCAGCAGCAGCAGCAGGUUCUAGUGGAAGGACCGGUACUAAAGAAGCUGUCUUGGAUGCCUUAACUCGUAAAACAGGAAUGUCAAUAGAGGAGGCUUGUCAAAUAUUAAAUGUGACAAAAGAUGCAGAUAUUCAAAAACUAACAAAGAAUUAUGACCAUUUAUUUUCUGCUAAUGAUCCAGCAAAAGGAGGUUCAUUUUAUAUUCAAUCAAAAGUAGUAAGAGCUAAAGAGAGAAUUGAUAUGGAAUUAAAGGCAAAAGCAACCGAAGAAGCGGCGGCAGCGGCAACCAAAGCAGCUGAAAAUACAACUCAUCCACCACCACCACCUUCUUCUUAGAUUUAAUAUAGAAUAUUUAGAUUUAUAAGUAUGUGUAUUUUUAAAUAAAAGCAAAGGAAAAAAAAAAGUCAUUUAUUAUGCUCUACAAGAUCCAAAAGCUAUGUAAUCAUUGUUAAGAAAGAAGAAGGAUAUUUAUAUUGUAUGUUAUUUUUACUUACCAGGGAAUCCACAUACAGAGCCAGCAAUGAAAUAAGCGAUUAACUAAGAGAUAUAAAUGGAAUUAGAAAAAAAAAAGUGUUUACUAAUAAACGUUUGUUUACUUUACAAAGCAAACUAAGCAAAUCAUAG
Molecule: messenger RNA, 840 nt
Organism: Cokeromyces recurvatus
Lineage: Eukaryota; Fungi; Mucoromycota; Mucoromycetes; Mucorales; Mucoraceae
Product: Pam16-domain-containing protein
Exons: 4
Coding region: 103-552 (149 amino acids)
Biological process (GO): protein import into mitochondrial matrix
Cellular component (GO): TIM23 mitochondrial import inner membrane translocase complex
Source: RefSeq, a predicted model, not a curated record